AAUAACAUAGAGAAACCUGCCAUGCGGUGAAAUAAGGAGACGCUCAGUGUCAGUAAGGUCAGUUGGCGCUCGCUGUAAGAAUUUGAACGGUUCGCGACUUCGUAUCGGCGAACCCUGGAAGACGUCACCGCGAGAAAAGAAUUAGGGUUUUGCAGAUACCCAGGGAACUCUCCUUCCUCCGUCAAUGGCGUCUGAUCCUCCCCGGACACGGAUCGAUCAGUUUUUUGCUUCAAAAAAGAGGAAAUCUAGAUCUCCUGGUUUGAAGAGUGGGAGAGUUGAGAAAGAUGGAAGAACCACAUCAGAAGGGUCUUCUAGUGCAAAAGGCACUUUGGACAAUUACUUAGUGAAUUCCCAAGACCCAAACCAUGGUGCCAAGCUUUCAUCCAUGGCUUGGGGAUUGUUGGCCAGGCAAGAUUCUGUCAAGAGAAAUCUGGCACUGGAGAUAAAUAAUAUCUCCAAAGAGGAAAAUAAGGGUCCUUUUUUGGUAGCUAAUAUGGAUUCUCAAACUUCUAAAGGAUUUGAAGCGGUUAAGAGGGAAACAUCUCAAGGUUCGUCAAAUGCAGGCAAUGUUGCAUUUGAAGGCCUUGCUAAAGGUUUCCCAGUUUCGAACCACAGUGCUGAAAACUUGGAAAUAAAACAGUUUGCAAAUGACUUUCUGUCUUUGUACUGUGAACUCCAGUCAACUGCAACAUCACCGUCUAAGCCGAAGUUGAAUGACAAUAAGAGAAAUGUUAGUCAACUGUUGAAUGAUGAAGGUAAAACAUUGAAUAAGAGGCAUUGCAUAAGCAUAGUGUCACAUUCAGGAGGUGAAACUGUGAAGUCUAUGGACAACAAGACAGAAAACAAACAGUCUGCUUUUACUGAAACAGCUGAAACGCCUUUUACCAAUGCAUCUUGGGGGAUCACUUUUGGCAAUGAUCCCUCUCAGCUUGCGGCAAGCUUGAGAAAAUGCACAAGAGCGUCUAAAUCAAUUCAUGAAAUGACUGAAUGCUGUACACCUGGUUCAUCAAUUGUACGAGCAAGUGUUAGUGAAACCCCCAUGUCAAUGCGUGGAAGCUCCAUGUUUUCACCAGGAGAAGCAUUCUGGAAUGAGGCAAUUCAAAUUGUUGAUGGUUUAUUUGCUGAUGCUGGUAAUCCUCUUGCCUUGGCUGCUGAAGAUGUUAUUAAUGGAAGUUGUUGUGACAAGGCAAGGCAAAUUUUGGAUGAAGCAAGCAGCAGAGGUCAGCAGAUGCAAAAUGGUGGUUUUCUUGAGUUAAAUAGGACACAUAUGAGCGAUUCAACUAAAGUGUCUCCCUUGCCUGUCAAACAUCUUGACUUUUUGUUUGAUGACAAGAACUUGGAUGCAACUUCCCCUUGCUGUGCUAGUGAUAAUUCAAAUGUGCACAAGGGUUUUGAGCAAUCUGAACGUGGUUCUGUAAAUGUCAAAAGCUCACGAACUGUUAAAAUAGCAACUUAUAAUGAGGCUGAAACAAAACAAGAGAUGCGUGGAGUAGAUGGGAUUGUGUCUGUUCAUGCAGUGACUAAAAGUGAAGCAUAUUUGUCAAAUCAAGACACUGGCAGCAUAACAUCAAAUUCACCAGUUCAAGAAGUCAGGGUUUCUAUUGCUAAUAAUGGUUAUGGUGAUGCGGGUACUCCUUCAAGUUUUGUGCUGCUCAAAGACCAAUUAGAUCUUGGCAGUUGGCUUCCUUCCGAAGUAUGCAGCAUAUACAAAAAGAGAGGAAUUUCAAAACUGUACGCUUGGCAGGUUGACUGUCUUCAGGUGGAAGGAGUUUUACAGAGAAGGAAUCUGGUGUACUGUGCAUCUACAAGUGCUGGUAAAAGUUUUGUUGCAGAAAUUUUGAUGCUGAGGCGGGUCAUACUUACCAGCAAAAUUGCACUUCUUGUGCUUCCUUACGUAUCAAUUUGUGCAGAAAAGGCCGAACAUUUGGAGGGCCUUUUGGAACCACUUGGCAAGCAUGUUCGGAGUUAUUACGGAAGCCAAGGUGGCGGAACACUUCCUAAAGAUACUUCUGUAGCUGUCUGCACAAUAGAGAAAGCAAACUCUUUAAUUAACAGAUUGCUGGAAGAGGGCCGUUUAUCAGAAAUUGGAAUCAUUGUGAUAGAUGAACUGCACAUGGUUGGUGAUCAGAGUAGGGGUUAUCUUUUGGAACUUAUGUUGACAAAGCUUCGGUAUGCUGCUGGUGAAGGCAAUUCAGAAUCUAGCAGUGGGGAAAGCUCAGGUACAAGCAGUAAGGGUGAUCCUGCUCACGGUAUGCAAAUUGUUGGGAUGAGCGCAACCAUGCCAAAUGUUGCAGCAGUUGCUGAUUGGCUUCAAGCAGCAUUAUACCAGACAGAUUUCCGACCUGUUCCACUAGAGGAAUUUAUUAAAGUUGGCAACACAAUUUAUGACAAGAAAAUGGAUAUCGUCAGAACAAUUCCAAAAGCAGCUGAUCUUGGUGGUAAAGAUCCAGAUCAUAUUGUGGAACUGUGCAAUGAGGUUGUUCAAGAGGGUCAUUCAGUGUUAAUAUUUUGCUCAAGUCGAAAAGGAUGUGAAUCAACUGCCAAGCACAUUUCCAAAUUCCUGAAGAAGUUUACCGUUAACAUUCAGAAUGAUAGUGAAUUUCUAGAUAUUUCUUCAGCAAUUGAUGCAUUAAGAAGAUGCCCUGUGGGGUUGGAUCCUACAUUAGAAGAGACUCUUCCUUCUGGUGUUGCUUAUCACCAUGCUGGCCUCACUGUUGAAGAAAGAGAAAUUAUAGAAAGUUGCUAUCGCAGGGGCCUUUUACGUGUCUUAACUGCUACAUCUACUUUAGCUGCUGGGGUUAACCUUCCUGCUAGGAGGGUCAUUUUUCGACAACCUAGGAUAGGUCGUGAUUUUAUUGAUGGGACAAGGUACAGACAGAUGGCUGGCCGGGCUGGUCGGACUGGGAUUGACACUAAAGGGGAAAGUAUACUUAUUUGCAAACCAGAAGAACUCAAAAGAAUUAUGGGACUGCUUAAUGAAAGCUGUCCACCUUUGCAGUCUUGUCUCUCUGAAGAUAAAAAUGGAAUGACUCAUGCAAUUUUAGAAGUUGUGGCUGGUGGAAUUGUUCAAACUGCUAAUGAUAUUCAUCGAUAUGUUAGAUGUACUCUUUUGAAUUCUACAAAACCAUUCAGAGAUGUUGUGAAAUCAGCACAGGAUUCUCUUCGGUGGUUGUGCCACAGAAAAUUUCUCGAAUGGUGUGAAGAUACGAAGUUAUAUAGCACCACAUCACUUGGACGUGCAGCUUUUGGUAGUUCUUUUUGUCCCGAAGAAUCACUGAUUGUGCUAGAUGACCUUUCUAGAGCAAGAGAAGGAUUUGUGCUUGCAUCUGAUUUGCAUCUAGUGUACUUAGUCACACCAAUCAAUGUUGAAGUUGAACCAGAUUGGGAAUUGUAUUAUGAAAGGUUCAUGGAGUUGUCUUCUCUUGAUAAGUCUGUUGGAAAUCGAGUUGGAGUUUUGGAACCAUUUUUGAUGCGAAUGGCACAUGGAGCACCUAUGCGCACACUGAACAAGUCAACCAAGAAUAUGAAAGAGUUGCAUGGAAAGUUAGAAACUCGUCAUAGGAAUUCAAACAACAAUAUGAUUUCAGAGGAGCAAUCACUUCGAGUGUGCAAACGAUUUUAUGUUGCUCUUAUCCUAUCAAGACUAGUGCAGGAAACACCUGUGGCUGAGGUUUGUGAAGCUUUUAAGGUUUCUAGAGGCAUGGUUCAAGCUUUACAAGAAAAUUCUGGAAGGUUUGCAUCUAUGGUUUCUUUGUUUUGUGAAAGACUUGGAUGGCAUGACUUGGAAGGCUUGGUUGCCAAGUUCCAAAAUCGUGUUUCAUUCGGGGUGAGAGCAGAGAUUGUGGAGCUUACCACUAUUCCAUAUGUUAAGGGUUCUCGAGCAAGAUCAUUGUAUAAAGCAGGCUUGCGUACGCCUCUCGCUAUUGCUGAAGCAUCUGUUUCUGAAAUAGUUAAAGCUCUUUUUGAAUCCACAUCAUGGGCUGCUCAAGAGGGUUCAGCACAGAGGCGCAUGCAAUUGGGUGUUGCAAAGAAAAUUAAGAAUGGCGCUCGGAAAAUUGUCCUUGAUAAAGCUGAAGAGGCAAGGGCUGCUGCUUUCUCAGCUUUUAAAUCUCUUGGGCUGAAUGUCCCACAGUUUUCUCAACCGUCAUUAACGAAAGCUUGUAUAAAUGUUGUUGAACAAGUUGAUGCAAGUAAAUUAUCUGGAGAAGACACCACUAAUGUAAUUCUUUGUUUAGAACAAAGAGACCAUGCUUCAUCUGACCUGUGCAUAGAAGGUAGCAAGAAUUCUGCUAAAGUUACUUUGGGAAGUGGAGAAAAGUUAAUGAAAACAAUAGAUGUUGGCUUAGUGGCUCCAGCAGAAGUGAACUCAGCUGGUCUGGUGGAACAGAAUUGUGGUGCUGCAAAUUCUACAUUACCUGUUGAAAAGUCUUUGACCCUUGGUACUGAGCUGCAUACAACUAGUAAUCAAAACUCAAAUGCUAUUAUGGUCCUAUCUGUAAAGCCAGGGCAAGAUGGUGAUGGUGAUGGUGCCGGGAUAAAUGACAGGAGUAUUCAUUAUGAGGUACAGGAUCAGUGUAGUAGAGAGAAUUUAUGUGGUGACAACAUGGAUAGUACUUGUGAGAAGAGCCCAAUUAAUGCAAGUAAUACUCCGGGUGGAUUUGAUUCUUUCUUGGCCCUCUGGGACAAUGCCCAAGAAUUCUAUUUUGACCUCCAUUACAAUAAAAGAUCAGAAGUAAAUUCCAUCACACCCUUUGAAAUACAUGGUAUGGCCAUCUGUUGGGAAAACUCUCCUGUGUACUAUGUCAAUCUUCCUAAAGAUCUAGUAUGGUCUGAGAAUCAUAAGAAUGUUCUACCCCAUGAGAAUUGGUUAGAGAUGGUUAGGCAUAGGUGGAAUCGUAUUGGUGAAAUAAUGGGGAAGAAGGAGGUCAAAAAAUUCACUUGGAAUCUGAAAAUUCAGAUUCAGGUGCUCAAGAAAGCUGCAGUUUCCAUUCAGAGAUUUGGCAGCCCAAAUCUUUCAGGGAAAAGUUUGGAUAUUGAACUCUUAGACAAUUCACACUUCUUGUUGUCCCCAGUUAAUAUUAAAGAAGGAAUUGACAUGUGCGUUGUGGCAUGGAUUCUUUGGCCUGAUGAGGAGAGAAGCUCUAAUCCAAACUUGGAGAAGGAAGUCAAGAAAAGGUUACCUAGUGAGGCUGUUGCAGCUGCUAAUCGGAAGGGAAGGUGGAAGAAUCAGAUGCGUAGAGCUGCUCAUAAUGGUUGCUGUCGUCGGGUUGCUCAAACACGAGCUUUAUGUUCUGUUCUUUGGAAGUUACUUAUUUCUGAGGGACUUUUUGAACCUCUUAACGACAUUGAGAUUCCAUUGGUUAACGUUCUUGCGGAAAUGGAGCUUUGGGGGAUUGGUGUUGACAUGGAAGGAUGCCUUCAAGCUCGUAAAGUUCUAGGGAAAAAGUUAAGGCAUCUUGAGCAGAAGGCCUAUGAACUGGCUGGCAUGACAUUCUCAUUGUAUACAGCAGCAGAUGUUGCAAAUGUGCUGUAUGAACACUUGAAGCUGCCCAUACCAGAAGGGGGUAAAGGGAAACAACAUCCAAGCACGGACAAACAUUGUUUGGAUUUGUUAAGAAAUGAGCAUCCUAUUAUUCCAGUCAUUAGAGAGCACCGGACAUUGGCAAAGCUUUUAAACUGUACACUGGGUUCAAUUUGUUCACUGGCUAGGAUAUCCAUGAGGACACAAAAGCACACACUGCAUGGCCAUUGGCUCCAGACGUCUACAUCAACCGGACGACUUUCAAUGGAAGAACCUAAUCUUCAGUGUGUUGAGCAUAUGGUUGAAUUCAGAAUGAGUAUGGAUGAAAAUGGACGUGUUGAUGAUGGCAAUCAUUAUAAAAUAAAUGCUCGUGACUUCUUUGUUCCUACUCAGGAAAAUUGGUUGCUGUUAACAGCAGAUUAUUCUCAGAUAGAAUUGCGCCUGAUGGCACACUUCUCUAAAGAUGCCUCAUUAAUUGAACUCCUCAGUAAUCCGUGUGGUGAUGUUUUCACCAUGAUGGCGGCGAGAUGGACUGGGAAGCCAGAAGAUUCUGUCGCAUCAGAUGAGAGAGAUCAGACCAAAAGGUUGGUAUACGGCAUUCUUUAUGGAAUGGGUGCCAACACUCUUGCAGAGCAACUGAAUUGCAGUUCAGAAGAAGCUGCAGAAAAAAUUAAAAGCUUCAAAGGUUCUUUUCCUGGUGUUGCUUCGUGGCUCCAUGAAGCAGUUGACUCCUGCCGUAAAAAUGGUUAUGUGGAGACCCUCAAGGGAAGAAAGCGGUUCCUGUCAAAAAUAAAAUUUGGAAACAGUAAAGAAAAAUCAAAGGCUCAGAGACAAGCAGUUAAUUCUAUCUGUCAGGGAUCUGCUGCUGAUAUAAUUAAGAUUGCAAUGAUAAAUAUAUACUCUGUAAUUGUCAGAGUUGAUGGCCCAGAUUCUAGCUCUUCACUUGCAACUAAGUUUCACAUGCUGAAGGGGCAGUGCCGAAUUCUUUUGCAGGUACAUGAUGAAUUAGUCUUGGAAAUUGACCACCGAGUGAUCAAGGAGGCUGCAUCAUUGUUACAAAUUAGUAUGGAAAAUGCUGCGUCUCUUCUUGUUCCUUUGCAAGUCAAACUGAAAGUUGGAAGAACAUGGGGUUCUUUGGAGCCUUACGAGGUUGAUCAAUGUAAAAAUGAAGUUCUUGUGCUUGAUUCUUAAGGACGGGAGAUAGCUCUUGAUUGAUAUUAGGUGGUGAAGAUUGAUGGCAAUUUGAACCAGGAUGCCAGCUUAUAUGCUCAGGUUAGGCAAUGCAUUUGUCAAGGAAGGGGGCUUCUAGUUGGGAACCCAAACAGCGUGGUCCUGAGGAAGGAAAUGGCAAGCAGGAACUGUUCCUGGCUUAACUUUGAGCACCUGGAAAGCCAAAUGCUUUGGGUUCCAAGCUGAUGUAUCUGUAUGGCAGACUGCUACUGCUUGAGCCUUUUUUUUCUAUCAGGAACCUCUAAGGAAACCAUGUAAGCUCUCGUGGUUUGUGUUGAAUGGCAAUAAAAGACAGCACAUGCAUAGUUCUGCCCAUCUUCCUUGCUCCAGGUGUAAUUGUAUAUUUCUGCGACUGAGUUUGAUUUUCCACCUCCUUGGAGAUUGCCUGGACAUUCUUUCCAAGUACGGAAGUGCUGAAGUCAAUCAUUUCUAGCAAAGUUGCACAAUGUUUCUCCUGUCCUUUAAUUCCAGAUGAAAAGGGUAUUGAAUUGGCAAUUUGAAGUGGUAAGAAAGUUGCUGUGUUUGGGUUUUCUGCAAAGUGCAAAGUUCAUGUUUUUGCUAGGAUACAUGUCCUUUUCCAAGAAAAAAAGAGCUACAUUUGGAUCAUCAUGGAGUUGGUUACUACAACAUAUACAGGCUUUCCCUUGUGUCCAGUGUAAACAGUUACUCUGCCUUUGCCAACGCCUACAUUGGUUCUCUUGCCUGGUUUUCCAGUGUAAACACCAACGUCUUUACCUUCCACAUUAACGGUCGUAGCCGGUUUUCCUUUUCCAGUGUUUACAUGAUGCCGCUCUUCCCGAUGUUUACAGAAGUGCCACUGGGUUUUCCUUUUCCUGCAUUGACAUUUACUCCGCCCUUCCUUACAUUAACAGUAGUUACUUCUGCUAGAAUUUCCCUUUCCUGAAUCAACAUUUGCACCUCCCUUCCCUACACUGACAGAAGUGCUUUGAAAUGGCCUUGACGCAAAGCCAUUAUUGAUUAGGGUGUUUUUUCUAUUUACCCUAACACUAGCAGUAGCACAUCAAUUAAUAUCUGCUGGUGGAUGAGGUUUGCCUUGAAAAGGGACAUAUAUUGUUUUAGGAUGGAGGAGGUAGAGAAUGAAAGGUUGCAGCGGAGACGUUUUGAGCAUACCUGGAAGGAGAUGAAGACCAAAAACGAUGUCGUUUUUUUGUAUUUUUUUUUUAAAUGAUUAAUUGAACAUAAAGGAAAUGUGGGACUCAAAUAAAAUAAUAAAAAAUAGAUGUAAUUAUAAAAUGAGGCAAAAUUUUAUUUUCUUAAUAUAUAUGCCCUUUUUCCCAUUUUA
Messenger RNA from Hevea brasiliensis (rubber tree), 8054 nucleotides. RefSeq names its product helicase and polymerase-containing protein TEBICHI. The transcript is spliced from 29 exons. The record is from RefSeq and is a predicted model, not a curated record. Gene Ontology annotation, molecular function: DNA-directed DNA polymerase activity; DNA binding; ATP binding. NCBI's taxonomy places the organism in Eukaryota, Viridiplantae, Streptophyta, Magnoliopsida, Malpighiales, Euphorbiaceae. Bases 185 to 6712 code for a protein of 2175 amino acids. Gene Ontology annotation, biological process: double-strand break repair; DNA-templated DNA replication.